GAACAGAUCCCUGAAAAGGAGAGCUGUGACUCCAGCUGGCACUCUGUGGACACAAAUAACAUUUCAGCUUUUGAUUGAUGAAGCUUAUUGGGAAACUCUAACCCUGAAACCAAGGCUUCGAUCAAGGAGACUGUGCAGCUGUCAUUCAUUGGAGAUAAAACGAGAAAAUGACGGAGAAGCUAUGCAUCCACAGGUGCAGUGCCUUCCAACUUUUGCUGGAUAUUCGUUUUGUUUCCAAAUGCCAUAGCUCGCAAGUCACUGGUGUUACUGAUAUUUACAAUAGUUUUCUGGGUCAUAUACUUGGCUUCGGAAGACCACAUGAAGCUCUUCUUCAGCUUGAGAAACCCUGCCCCUUUAAUCCAAUGGAGUAUCUUCAAAUGGAGCAUUUCUCCAUCUUCAAUGGAGUAUUUCUCACUCUCGGAAGCACUACUGAAUCCAGUGGUUCCAGCAACAGAGACUGAGCUGAGAGUAAAGGAAAUCCUGGAGAAACUGGAUCGGCUGAUCCCACCCAGACCUUUCACCCACGUGAACACCACCACCAGUGCCACACACAGCACAGCCACCAUCCUCAACCCACGAGACAAGUACUGCGUGGGGGACCAGCUGGAAGUCUUGCUGGAGGUGAGGGACCACUUGGGACGCCGGAAGGAAUAUGGUGGGGAUUUCCUGAGGGCCAGGAUGUUCUCUCCAGCCCUGAAGGCGGGAGCCUCAGGAAAGGUGACCGACUUCAACAAUGGUACCUACCUUGUCAGCUUCACUCUGUUCUGGGAGGGCCGGGUCUCCCUGUCUGUUCUGCUCAUCCACCCCAGUGAAGGGGCAUCAGCUCUCUGGAGGGCAAGGAACCAAGGCUAUGAUAGGGUGAUCUUUGUGGGCCAGUUUGCUAAUGGCACCUCCCAGGUCUUCUCUGAAUGUGGCCUGACCCUAAAUACAAGCAAUGAACUCUGCCAGUACCUGGAUGCCCGAGACCAAGAAGCCUUCUACUGCGAGAGGCCUCAACAUGUUCCCUGUGAUGCCCUGACCCACAUGACCACCAGAACUAGAAAUAUUUCCUAUCUUAGCAAAGAAGAAUGGAACCUUUUCCACAGGUCUAAUAUAGGAGUUGAAAUGAUGAAGAAUUUUAUCUCCAUCGAGGUCUCACCAUGUAACAACAGUGAGAACAUCAGAGAGAAAUGUCAGAUUGGGAUGAAGAGUCCUUUCCCUAGUGGUUAUGCUUUGAAGGGAAGGUGGAUUACAGCAUUUUGCAAACAGAUCAAGUUCAGUGAAAUAAAAAACAUAAACGACUGUUUGGAAAGAAAACGUAUUUACCUCAUGGGAGAUUCAACACUGCGUCAGUGGAUACACUACUUAAAAAAAGUUGUGACAACCUUAAAAUAUUUUGGUCAUCAUGGAACUAGAACCUUUGAAACACACAUUCUUCUGGAUGUUGAAAGACAUAUUUUGAUUCAGUGGAAAAAACACAGUUAUCCAUUUGUUACCCUAAAGGUUUUCUCAGUGAAAGAUGAAAACUAUAUUUCACGAGAAAUUGACCGUGUGGCAGGUGACAAAGACACGGCCAUUGUCAUUACCCUUGGCCAACAUUUCAGACCUUUUCCCAUCAAGACUUUCAUCCGCAGAGCCAUCAAUAUUCAAAAGGCCAUCAAACGUCUAUUCCUGCGAAGCCCAGAGACCAAGGUGAUACUGAAAACUGAAAAUACCAGGGAGAUUCAUUCAAAUGCAGAGAUGUUCAGUGACUUUCAUGGUUAUAUUCAGAAUCUUGUCAUGAGGGAGAUUUUUGCAGAUCUCAAUGUGGGUGUUAUUGAUGCCUGGGACAUGGCAGUUGCAUAUCACACUGAUAACAUUCAUCCACCUGAUUAUGUGAUUGAAAGUCAAAUUGAUAUGUUCUUAAAUUAUAUUUGCUAGAGGAAAAAUACAAAGAAACAGCAUGAGUCAUUCUCUGUAGAUGGUCUCAUAUAUAUGGCAAGGAUAGUUUAAUGCAAUCUGAGGUAAGAGUGAACCGAAUUUAAAAAAAAUAAAUUGGGGGUUGGUGCUGUAGUGUAGUGGAUUAAGCCACUGCCUGCAGUGCCAGCAUCCCAUAUUGGCACUUGUUCAAGUGCCGGUUGCUCCACUUCUGAUCCAGCUCUCUGCUAUGGCCUGGGAAUCAGUAGAAGAUGAUCCAAGUGCUUAGGCCCCUGUACACACAUGGGAGACCUGGAAGAAGUUCCUGGCUCUUGGCUUUGGAUUGGCCCAGCUCUGGCCAUUGUGGCCAUUUGAGGAGUCAGCCAGCAAAUGGAAGACCUCUCUUCUCUUCUCUCUUUCUCUCUUUCUCUCUCUCUGGUUCUGCCUCUUUAUAACUCUGUCUUUCAAAUAAAUAAAUAAAUCUUUUAAAACAAUUAAAUUGUUGCUAAAUAUACACAACUUAAAAUUUUCCAUGAAAAUCUUUUUUAAAUUUGUAAUUCAAUGGCAUUGGGUACAUUCACAAUGUUGUGCAGCCAUUACCGCAAUCCUUCCCUAGAACUUUCUCAUUAUCCCUAACAGAAUCUCUGUACCUAUUAAACAGUAACUCCAUAUUCUCCCCUACUCCUGGUUCUUGGUGACCACCAUCAUACUUUCUGCCUCUAUGAAUCUGACUAUUCUAGGUAGCUCAUAUAAAUGAAGUCAUAGCAUUUGUCCCUUUCUGUCUGGCUUAUUUCACAGAGGAUAUUGCCUUCAAGCUUCAUCCAUGUUGUAACAUGUGUCAGACUAUCCUCCUUUGAAGAUUGACUAAUAUUCCAUUAUAUGUAUAAACCACAUUUUGUUUAUUCAUCUAUUGACUGAUAUUUGGGUUGUUUCUAUCUUUUUGGCCAUUGUAUAUAAUGCUGCUAUGAAGAAAAAACAAAAAUAAAAGAUAUGUCUUCAGUGCUGAGCACAUCUGAAUAGCAAAUUGUCAUCAUCCAUGAUUUAAUUUAAGAAACAGACAGCCUUGUAGCUGGUGUUGUGGCACAACAGGUUAAGCUGCCACCUGCAACAAAAGCUCUGCUUUGAGUCCUGGCUGCUCCACUUCUGUUCCAGCUCCCUGCUAAUGUGCCUGGGAAAGCAGGAAAGAUGGCCCAAGUGCUUGGGCCCCUCCAUCAACAUGGGAGACCCAAGUGGAGUUCCAGUCUACUGGCUUUGGCCUGGCCCAGUCCCAGCCACUGUGGCCAUUUUGGGGGUGAACCAGCAGAUGGAAGAUCUCUCGUUCUCUCUCUCUCUCAACUCUGCCUUUCAAAUAAAUAAAACAAGUCUUUAAUUCCAAUGUAUGUGUACAAUGCUGAUCAAAACAGGGUAAUCAGUAUUUCCCCUUCUUUGACCAUUAAAAAUGAGUGGAGGUUUGGAGCCUCUAUUUGUUCCAUAAAAUCUGUGCUAGGUUAUUAUCUACUACACUGUGCUGCGUACUACUAGUAGCUUCUCACUUUGAUCAAAAUCCAAUUUGGUAGCCAUUUUCCAAAUUCCCUCUAACCUCCCUACCUCUCCCAGCCUCUGUUAAUUACCAUUCUGUGUUCAGAUGGAGAUGUUUGUUAGUUUUUUAGCUCCUUCAUGUAAGGGAGAACAUGCAGUGUUUCUCUGCCCAGCUUAUUUCACUCUACAUGAUAUACUCCAGUUCCACCCACUUUGCUGCAAAUGACAGAAUUUCAUUCUUUUUAAGGCUGAAUAGCAUUUCUUUUUUUAAAUUUUUUUUAGUACAGCUUAUGGAUUACAUUGCCCCCCCCAACUUCCCUCCCACCUGCAAUCCUCCCAUCUCCCGCUCCCUCUCUCAUUCCAGGCUGAAUAGCAUUUCAUCAUGUAUAUAUAACAUAUUUUCUUUAUCCAUUCAUCUGAUGAUGCACAAGUUAGUUGAUUUCAUAGCUGAGCUAUUGUUAACAGUGCUGCACUAAACAUGGUAGAGCAGGUAUCUUGUUGAUAAAAUGAUGUCAUGUCUUUUGUAUAUAUAUUCUGGUGGAAUUGCUGGAUCGUAUGGUAGUUCUAUUUCUAGUUUUUCAAAAAGAAAAAUUCAUGCUGAUUUAUUUCUUUUUCUUUCUUUUAUGAUGUUUGUUUUUUAGAUUUUAGCUGCCACAUAUCAGAGAGAACAUGCAGAAAAAGAAAGAAAGAAAGAAAGAAAGAAAGAAAGAAAGAAAGAAAGACAUGUGUGUAUCAGUAUUGCU
Oryctolagus cuniculus (rabbit) is the source of this 4136-nucleotide messenger RNA. RefSeq names its product NXPE family member 2. The record is from RefSeq and is a predicted model, not a curated record. NCBI's taxonomy places the organism in Eukaryota, Metazoa, Chordata, Mammalia, Lagomorpha, Leporidae.